AACAAGUUUCAAGAUUGUUAAGUUUGUCAGAAAAUGAGUAAAAGGAUAUUGUAUUUUACCAACGUUUUAUUACAGAAGAUAUCAUACUAUAGGAUAGUCUGACAAAAGAAUCAUUAAUAUUGAUGAUGACCAAUUGCUAUAAGUUUUGAGUGACAAAUCUGGGUCAUUCAUUCAUUCAUUCCUUGUGGUAAAAUGGGGAAAGAAGAGAUUGAAGAAGAUAGCAGCAGUAAAGUGGGGUUGUUGAAGAGAUGCACUACUGCAGGAAGUGGAGGGUCUACAAGGUGGGUAGAUGGUAGUGAAGUGGACUCAGAAUCACCACCAUGGUCACUUUUUGGUGAUGAGGAAAUUAUUAAACAAGGUUAUGGAUCUGUAAGAAGAAGACUCCUCAAAAAGCCUAAAAGAGUUGACUCUUUUGAUGUUGAAGCCAUGGAGAUCUCUGUUGGCCAUGGAACCCACCAUAAAAAGGAGGCUUCUCUUUUGAGUACACUUGCUCUAGCAUUUCAAACACUUGGUGUGGUAUAUGGUGACAUGGGCACAAGCCCUUUAUAUGUUUUCUCAGGCGUUUUCAGCAAGGUGCCCAUCACAUCAGAAGUUGAUGUCUUGGGGGCGCUGUCCAUUGUGUUAUACACAAUUGCCCUCAUUCCAUUAAUGAAAUAUGUAUUUAUAGUGCUCAAGGCCAAUGACAAUGGAGAAGGAGGAACAUUUGCACUGUAUUCAUUGAUCUGCAGGUAUGCAAAUGUCAACCUUCUUCCCAAUCGACAGCCAGCUGAUGAACAUAUCUCAAGUUUUAAGCUCAAGUUACCUACACCAGAACUGGAAAGGGCUUUAAAUAUAAAGGAGGUCUUGGAGUGUAAAUCUUCUCUGAAAACCCUUAUCUUGCUGUUGGUUCUGAUGGGAACAUCAAUGAUAAUAGGUGAUGGUAUCUUGACCCCAGCAAUAUCAGUUAUGUCUGCUGUAAGUGGGCUGCAAGGAAGGGUCCCGGGAUUUGGCACAAAUGCUCUUGUCAUCACUUCAAUUGUCAUCCUUGGCGCAUUGUUCAGUAUACAGAGAUAUGGGUCAAGCAAAGUGGGAUUUACAUUUGCUCCUGCCCUGGCUUUGUGGUUCUUCAGUCUAGGGUCUAUAGGAGUUUAUAAUCUUGUGAAGUAUGAUGUAACUGUCUUAAGGGCUUUAAAUCCAGCUUAUAUAUAUCUGUUCUUCAAGAAGAACUCAAUCAAUGGAUGGUCAGCUCUUGGUGGUUGUGUUUUAUGCAUCACAGGAGCGGAAGCAAUGUUUGCUGAUUUAGGUCAUUUCUCUGUGAAGUCUAUACAGAUUGCUUUCACAAGCGUAGUGUUCCCGUGCCUCUUUUUGGCCUACUUCGGCCAGGCUGCUUAUCUUAUCAAAUACCCAAAUUCAUCUGGGAGAAUAUUUUAUGAUUCUGUGCCAGAUGGUCUCUUUUGGCCAGUUUUUUGGAUAGCAACUGUAGCUGCUAUAAUUGCCAGCCAGGCCAUGAUAUCUGCUUCAUUUUCGUGUGUUAAGCAAGCCAUGGCUCUUGGAUGCUUCCCGAGAUUGAAGAUUAUUCACACUUCAAAGAGGCACAUGGGUCAAAUUUACAUUCCUGUCAUUAAUUGGUUUUUGAUGAUAAUGUGCAUGCUUGUGGUUGCUGCCUUCCAGAGCACAACAGACAUAGCCAAUGCCUAUGGCAUAGCUGAAGUUGGUGUCAUGAUGGUUAGCACAACUUUGGUUACCGUCGUAAUGCUUCUGAUAUGGCAAACAAAUUUGUUUCUGGCUCUCUUGUUUCCACUUAUAUUUGGAACAAUAGAGUUCAUUUAUAUGUCUGCUGUUCUAUCCAAGAUCUUGGAGGGUGGUUGGCUUCCGCUUGUUUUUGCCUCUUGGUUCCUCUGUGUGAUGUAUAUUUGGAACUACGGGAGUGUCUUGAAGUACCAGAGUGAGGUCAAGCAGAAGAUUUCAAUGGAUUUCAUGCAUGAGCUUGGCUCUUCUCUUGGGACAGUAAGGGUACCAGGGAUUGGUUUACUAUACAAUGAGCUAGUUCAAGGCAUUCCCUCUAUUUUCGCACAGUUCCUAUUGGAUCUUCCAGCCAUUCACUCUGUGAUAGUUUUUGUGUGCAUCAAGUAUGUGCCAGUGCCUGUUGUCCCUCAGGAAGAAAGGUUCUUGUUUCGAAGGCUUGGUCCGAAGGACUAUCAUAUGUUCCGUUGUGUAGCUAGAUAUGGCUAUAAAGAUGUCAGAAAAGAGGAUCAUCAUGCAUUUGAACAACUUUUGGUGGAUAGCCUUGAGAAGUUUCUAAGAAAGGAGGCCCUGGAUGUUGCUUUGGAAAGCAACCUGAAUCAACCAGACCUUGAUAGCAUUUCUGUGAUGUCAAGGGAUGAGUCUGAAAUACAAGAUGGUGAUGGUGAUGGGAUGGAUGAGCUUAAGAUUCCAUUAAUGCGUGAUCAAAGAUUGGAAACUGCAGGGGCAUCAACAUCAGAAACAUCUCUGGCGUUGCCAGCCAGUGUUAUGCCAGUUGAUGAAGAUCCUAGUCUGGAAUAUGAGCUCUCUGCUCUCCGAGAAGCCACAGAAUCUGGAUUUACAUACUUGCUUGGACAUGGGGAUGUGAGGGCGAAGAAAAACUCUUGGUUCAUCAAGAAAUUGAGCAUAAAUUACUUCUAUGCAUUCAUGAGGAAGAAUUGUAGAGGAGGUGCUGCAACAAUGCGCGUUCCUCACAUGAAUAUUAUCCAAGUAGGAAUGACAUACAUGGUUUGAUCUUGGUGCCAGAUAGCCGCUUGUAUAACUGCUGCAUUAGAAUUUCUUGAUGCCAAAACUAUCAAGUCAUAAAGGAAAGCACGUAGGAAACAUUAUGUUUCAAGAACAUAACAAACUCUUACAUGUUCAAGUGAUUUUCUUAUUAAUGAUUUGCUGCUCAUGGAUGUA
Messenger RNA from Solanum dulcamara, 2904 nucleotides. Its product is annotated as putative potassium transporter 12. Gene Ontology annotation, biological process: potassium ion transmembrane transport. The record is from RefSeq and is a predicted model, not a curated record. Bases 193 to 2736 code for a protein of 847 amino acids. Gene Ontology annotation, cellular component: membrane. NCBI's taxonomy places the organism in Eukaryota, Viridiplantae, Streptophyta, Magnoliopsida, Solanales, Solanaceae. Gene Ontology annotation, molecular function: potassium ion transmembrane transporter activity. The transcript has 9 exons.